AGGGUGGGGGAGGGGAAGAGGUGGAAAAACAAGAUGGCCGCCGGCCGCUUGAAGGGAAUGGUUUCCCCGGCUGUGAGUGAAAGCGCUGGCGAAGUGCGGCACCAGCAACACGGAUUCAACUUGGCCGUGUCGUCAUCACCACUGCCGCUGCUUUCGUCGUCGCCCCCUUCAGCUGCGUCCUCGCCACCUUCCUCUUCGGCCACAAAUGGCACUUUAGGCGAAGGGGUGGAUAAUAAUAAAAAUAAUAAACUCGCCGGCCCUUUAUAUUUCUCGGUUGACCGUAUGGACUCUCUGUUUUUGGCCCGGCCGACCAGAGUACGGCGGCGCCCCGAGCCCCAGCCUCCAUCUUACCACCGCGGCGAGAGGGGCACGGCAGCCGCCCGAGGAGGAGGCAACAAACAGCCCGAGACAAAUAACUAUAAUCACCACAACCAUCACAACCACCACCACCAUUCUCCUCACCGCCGGUACCAUCGUCACCACCAGGCCGGGGAGCCGCAGGAGCCGGGGGUGAGUUCUACGGCAAUCCCCGGUCUUGGCCUAAACAGGGAAGCCUCGCGGCUCUGCGGCAGACGCCAGGUCGGAAUGAAUUCCGAUGGAUCUUUUUCCAGUACGGUCGGCGAGGACAAGGAAAGGGGCAAAGCCGCGAUAUCUAACCCUGCCAGCAACGGCCUGACUAAAGAAGUGCCUUGCCUCAGCUGCGACCCUGGCUUGGUGAACGGCAGCAACAAAGCUUCGGGCGGCUGCGGUAUUCAUCGGAGUAACGGCGCCAUCGCGCUGAACUCGGCUUUGUCUGGCAAGGGGAAUCCGGAUAAAAACCGCUGCUCCCAGCUGCAGAAAAGUAGCAACACUGCCACCUCCGAUCCCGGCCUACUACCCAAAGGCAGCAGCAAAAUCCCCGGUCUCGAGUACGGGUGUCGAACCGAAUUUCAUGCCAGCAAACCGGCGGGAAGUUCACUUAAAGCUCGCUACGGCGAAAUAAAUCCUAAUUGUGCGGGGACUGAUAAUCAAAACAAAAAACAUAUCGAUAGAAUAAACAGUACUUCCGGUGACAUUAUUAACCACCACAAUAACUGUAAUAGUCUCAGUUGUAAUACUCAUGGUAGUCACAAUACUAUUAAUGUUAGCCAAGAUGAGGUGAGUGCUCAGAGUUUAUUAGUUAUCGGUAAACAAGCUGAGAUCAGGAGCAGGGCUCAUCGACUCUGCAAGCGUUUGCAGGUAGUACAAGCUAAGCAGGUAGAACGCCAUGCCCAGCAGCAGCUGGCAGGUUUAGUGGAACACAGUUUAAAACAGUUCUCUUCUUCUUUCACCGAAACAUUUCUUAAUAGCAGUAAUAAUAAACAUGGAAGCACCUUUCACGGGAACAACGACCUGCUAGUCCGCUCAUCGUUGAGAAGUUUUCCAAGAACGGACUCAAAAUGCGGUAAAGGAGACACUUUCUCCAGUCCGAGCUCUUCCCUCCGAUCUGGCGAGAGUAAGAAAUGUUUGCUAUCUUCGCUAAGUGGGGACACUUUCUCUGCUUUUGUGAAAGAUCGAGCUGUUUCUGAGAGUCUGCUGAAACUGGUGACUAGCGUGACUGCAAAGCUCAGGACUUCGGAGAGGGCGUUCGAUUCCGAUGCCACCGAAAGCAGCUCAGGGGGAGAGACGGAUCCAGAGGAUGGUACAGGUGGUGCAACAUUCGACCAUCGACAUGCAGUUCUACGCCGUCGAUCAGAGUGGCGAUGGGCCAUGGAAAGAGCAGCAAUUGUCAACCGUUGGACAUGGUUGCAAGCUCAGGUGUCUGACCUGGAAUACCGAAUAAGGCAGCAGACAGACAUAUACAGGCAGAUACGUGCAAAUAAGGGCCCAGUUGUUCUUGGUGAGGCUCAGUUGCCAGAAGAUCUGAUGAAGCACCAGUGCCGAUUGGUGACAGCCACUUCAGCAGUCAGCUCGCAAGGCCCUGACGCAUGCUCCAAUCCCUCAUCUACUGACGUAAAGAUCCCAAUUACUAAUAAAAAAUGUGAACUCUCACCAUGCAGUCCAUCUCUCCUCCUGCGGAACAUUGAUAAACAGAGUUCUCGUCUUACGCAGUCUCUAGGAAACCUCAUCUGUCCCUCCAGCCCAUCCUGUAGUUCCCCUUCAAGCUCUUCACUACUACCUAAAGUCUGCACACCGCCAAGGCAAUUAAAUGGGCUGCUGAACAGUCUACAUUCCAGUCCUUUGGACAACAGUUCACUAGACAGCUCAGACACAGAAGAAAUCCUUUGUAAAAGGCAGCGAUUGGAUGGUCUUACUGUCCCUUCGUCACCACCUGACAACAGUUGUGUUGCUGCCAGAGUUCGUCCUGUCCGAAGGUACAGGAAGAGGAGGCUGGUCAGAUCUAACCUGGCAUGUUAUCUUGGUAGAAAGGCCCAGCGUCCCCUCAGCGUCAAAUGUAGCUGUGACUGGCCUAAUGCAUGUAUUUUGUGCGGCUCCAAAACCCUAAUACAGACUAUGGAUCAGCCCAGCAUGUCUCCACAGGAACGUGUGGCUAUAAUGGAGCCCUGCUAUCACCCUAUAUUGUCACUUUCGCAAGACAUACCUCUUCAUGUGCACUUUGAAGGUUUACUCAAGCAGGAAGAGCAUCAGAAACCACCUCAAAAAUUUAAGUCUUUGAAGUCUUUCUCCCAAUUGAGACAGAGGCCUCAGGACACUGCAAAGAAAGUCUGUCAGAAGCUUGCCUCUUCUCUCCUCACGUCAGCCAAAUAUGUACAAAGCAGAAAUGCAUCAGAAAAAAUCUUCAAACAGAGAUUAGAUUUCUGGCAGCCGACCUCCAAAACAGAGAGUGAUCCUUUCACAGAAAAGCUCAAUGCACAGAUAAAGAAGCAAAGGUCAUCUGUCCACUUAGCGCUCAGUAAACGGCUUAAAACAGCUUCAAAUUCAUCUCCAUCACCACUAAACUCCCAGACUACAAAACCCAGUUCAACAAUGCACCAUUCGCCUUCGUACAUUGACCCCACUGCUUCAGUCGUACAUAACCAGCCAGCAAUGACCACCACUUCUACGCCAUCUGCCCGAAAGAGAAGAGGUGAAAGUUCAUUUGACAUAAACAACAUUGUGAUUCCCAUGUCCAUGGCUGCUGCAGCUCGAGUGGAGAAACUUCAGUACAAGGAGAUCCUGACACCAAGUUGGCGAAUCGUAGAUGUUGAACAGUCAAAGCUGCAGAAUUGCAAAUUGGAGGAUGACCAGUAUGAAGAAAUGUCUGAUGAGGCUUUUCUUAAUCGCCAUUCCAAAUGUGAGGAAAUUGAACGUUCUAGAUGGUGUUUGUGGUCUUCCACCAGCUCGGCCAGACGAGGAAGCAGAACUUCUAACAAAGCUGAUGGCAGGUCUACUCCACAACUGCAGCAAGCUAAUGCAGCAACCCCUCAUCCAGCGUCACCUGACAGUGGAUUUCAUCUUUUGAAUGACUACCCUCACACACCCUCAUUGAGUGGCCCAGUCAGCCCUGAUACCUGCUCAUCGCUCAAUUCCUUCUACUCAAAAGAUCGCAUAAGAGUCCUGUCAUUCAAUGAGGAUACACGGUCAUCUACACCCGAGGUCACUGAUGAAGAAGUUCAGAUGGUACAACCUUGGGAGCCAAGGAUAUUUCCCUUAUCAGCUGAAGACAUGGAACUAUUGAAAGGAUAUACCAACUCUCUUAGAGAAAGUCGCUAUGAGCGACCAAGGGAUCUACACUGGUUGUCAGCUAACAGGCUGAACAUUAGGACUGAAUCUGCUGAGUGCACCCCUUCAUUAUUGCAGGAUCCGAGAGGCCCUGCAUAUUUAAAGGAUGACAACAGUUCAGAUUUGAGAUUGACUCUGGCAAUUGAGAAUGAACGAAGCAUGGAUAGAUGAACUCGGCGCACACAGUAAUUUAUCAACUAGACCCGCACAGCAAUCACAUCUUGUAUAUAUGUGCUGUAUCUAUAUAUAAAUAUAUAUCUAGAUAUAUAUAUAUAUAUA
Molecule: messenger RNA, 3960 nt
Organism: Stegostoma tigrinum
Lineage: Eukaryota; Metazoa; Chordata; Chondrichthyes; Orectolobiformes; Stegostomatidae
Product: KAT8 regulatory NSL complex subunit 1-like
Exons: 14
Coding region: 34-3852 (1272 amino acids)
Cellular component (GO): NSL complex
Molecular function (GO): histone acetyltransferase binding
Source: RefSeq, a predicted model, not a curated record